AUGAUGUCUCGCAACAGCCGCUCUGGCACCUCUUCGAGCAGGGGGGGGACGGAGGCGUCCUACUCUGGCCGCGAAGGCUGGUCAGAGCGUCGGAGAAGUCGAGAGAGAGAAAGCGCUUCGUCUUCUUCGUCUCGCCGCGAUCGAGGCGGAGACACGAGGCGCAGCGGCGGAAGCGCAAAUGAGAAGUCCGAAUCGUACUCUAGCAGUCGCAAGCGAAUGUCAUCUUCCUCUUCCUCAUCUGUUUCGUAUUCAUGCAGCCAUAGUUCUGACCGGUCUUCCCGGAGACACGAUUCCGAGCGAGGCGCGUCAGGAGACAAAGCGGCGCGACUGUCUUCUUCUCCGUCUGCUCACCGGCCCUCUUCACCUCGUCACCGCGCGUCGUCCUCAUCUUCUUCUCGAAUGUCUUCUUCCUCUUCCUCGUCUGCAUGGCCUUCUACGCGUGACGCAUCUGUUUCGUGGUCUCGAGGCUCCAAACAGGGCUACGGCUCCUCUUCCCGUCGGGACAAGAGCCGGUCCCCGUCGCGUCGCGACCGAGAGGGUUCUCGCGAACGUCGCUACGACCGCCGCCAGGGGUCGUCUUCUCGGGUGUACGGACGCGGGAGUCGGAGUGGCAGCCGCGAAGGCGGCCGCCGCAGCACAAGCGCAAUCAGCGACUCGCGAGAGAAAGAUCCUCUCUCGAACCCUGCGGGUGCUAGCGACUCUGAGCAGGAGGCUGGUCGCCGCAGAAAAGCCUCAGACGAGAUUCUUUACUCUUCUAUUGCGGUUCUCGAAAACAUUCCGGAGAACUGCACUGAGGAGGACGUUGAGGAGCGGGUUCGAUCUGUCUCCAUUUCCAAGGGGUUCUCGGUCCCGAACGGAGUCACAUUCGCCCAAAUGACCCCGCAGGAUCUCCGGGUCCAGCUGGGGAAGGCCCUGCAGGCUCCCGAGACACCCGAGGUGCCGUCCGUGAUGACUGUUGCCUACGUCGACUUCCCCUCUGUUGACGCGGCUGCCAAGUUCCGCCGGUCUUGUCGAACGGGCUCUCUCUUCCUCUUCAAUCGCCACUGUACGGUUCACCACCUCCCGGACAGAACCGCCGCCUUGGAGGCUGACGCGGAUCUCUCGCAGGCAGCGCGAGUUGGGAAGAGCGCGGCGGGGGGCACGGGGCCUCUGCGCAGCGACAGUUGGGCCUGUUUCCGGUGCAACGUGUACAACGUCGGCUCUCGGGCGGCGUGUGGCAACUGUGGGGGCGUUCCGGAGGCGGACCCUUCGCAAGCCGCGGGGACUGGAGACACCCGCGGUCGCGGCGCGAGGGGCUCGUGCGCGAAGGGCGCGGCGGAGGCCGGGGUCGGCGGCUGGGGCUUCGACCCGGUUGAAAACCCCUCUGCGUGGAUGGUUGUCAUGGACGUUCUCGGGCUCGAAGUCGAGGACUUCUUGAAGGCCUUCCGCCGCGCGAGCCGGAAGUUUCAGGUUACUGGGGAGACGGACUCUGGGAAGAAGUCCGCGGACCAGAGCAAGGGCGACGGAGCAGGUUCGGGAUCCUCGGGACGCCUGGAGAUCCAGAAAUGCGUCUACGUCGAAGACAUCGCAAAGGAGGGGGGUGGGAGACCGAACCACUUCCUGCUGCUACGCUUCAGCUCCUCCGAAGCCUCCAUUGAGGGCUGGAAGUGUGUGAAGAGUCUCGUGGGCAAGGAAGUCGCGAGUCAACUCUGUGGGGCGCGGGCCCAAGUCCUGACGCGGAAGGAGAAGCAGUCCAUGCAAGAGAUGCUGAAGAUCGUGGAGAAGACCGGGUCGCGAGACGACAGCAAAGACAUCUCCGUCCUUCGAAUCAAGCUGGAGGACAUGCAAGACAUCGCAAAGUCGUCCUCGGUGUAUGAGCAGCUCCUGCAGCAGUGGCAAGGUUUGCUUCUCCCGCUGGCGACGAAUCAGCCGCCGCUUCUGACGUCUUUGGACGAGAAGAGUGGGUACUACUACGAUGCGUCCAUUGACUUGUACCUGGACCCGACCACGAACUACUACAUGACUUCCGUGGGAGACUACUACAUCCACGAUUCGAGUGUCUCGGCUCUGAGGCGGGUCUGCUCGUACGCAGAUCAGCAGAAGCUGCUUGAGCAAGGCAGCGAAGGCGGCCGCGCCAAGGCGGAUGGGGCGACGGGGGACAAUGGAGGCGAGGCGACUGGGCAGGAGGGUGGGCGGGGAAGCGGGUCGCAUGGCCCGUCGAACUCCACGGACACUGUGGCGUCGCUGUUGGCCGCUGCGCAGAAAACAGCCAAGGCGGCGAAGGAUGCGCUGGAGAGAGCGAAGGAGCAGCGGGGUCUCGACGAGGAACAAAAGAGACAGCGAAGACUGCAAGAGCUGCAGAAGCUCGAAGACCAGCAUCGCCAGAAUAUGAAGCAGAAACAGCUGCAGAAACAGGCAGGGUGUGAUGCAAUCUAUGACGAGACCCAGGCGGGUUAUGGACAAGACCCGAACAUGUUCACGCAGAAUGGCUACAGUGCGGGGAGCGGCGGGGCUUAUGGGGCGCGGCAGAUGGGAGACGGUGGCCCUGAGGCCGAGAUGGCCCAGAACUUCUCCGGGAGGUUCCCCGGAUCGGUGGCGCCGUCGGGCUAUGGCUUUCCUUCGGGGGGAGCCGGCGCUUCGGGUGUGUCUCCGAGCCCAACUAGCGGUGUCUCCCGGGGGCCGAUGGGUUUCACCCCACCGCCGCCUCCUCCUCCACCGGGCGGAAGAGGUGAAGGUGUGCCCGGAAAGGAAGGCCAACAGUUUUUCGUGCCUCAUCAGUUCGGCGGGGAAAACGCACACGGGGCUGGAAGGGGAAGGGGAGGAAGAGGUGGGGGCUUCGGUGGCCACGAACGCGUUUUUGAAGACUCGCGGUCGGGCCUUUUGGGGGUCUCGGGAAUUUUCGAAACUGGGGGCCCCACAGAGGAAGACGAGGAUGAGAGCCUUUCACGCCCAGGUGGACAAGGUGCGGAGGAUCGGGGGACAAGAGAUGCCGGAAAAGACGACAGAAGGGCGGGUUUCUCUGGAGAGAAAGUGACCAAGGAGGACGCGCGUGAUGACAGAGUGAAGAGCGAAGACGAUCAAGAAAAGGAAGCUUUCUGCUUUUUGUGUCUGCGAAAAUUCGUGUCAAAAGACAGCCUGCUGGAGCACGAGACGAAGAGCAAACUACACGCGUGGUUUGUCAGUGAACAGAAAAAAUCGCAACACAAAAGAGAAGAGAAGCGAAAAAAGGAAAUCGAACUUAUGCAGCUCCUGCAGCUCCAGCUUGCAUAACUGAAGUCGGGGUGGAAGAAGUUUACGACUCAGGUGCAUGUGGGGAGAGCAACACAGGGGAGUAUCGAACUGGUUCGUUAGCAGGCAGAUGGCCAUUUGAAUAUGCGGAGCUAUUCCCGUGAAGGAAGGUACAACUGAGAACGUCCAAGGAAGGGAUGCGUGGAAAUCGAAAAGAGGGGGAAAGAAGAGAAUCGGGCGGAUAUGGAGGUGGUUGAAUCGUGAGCUCAGAGGCACUCUCCAUUUGAAGAAGAAUGUGACGAAGAGGUAACAUUGGACCAGGGGGACCGAUAGUAAAGUUGCACUCGUAAAGUGAUUGGAGACUCAUGAAGGCUAUAUAGAUAAGGGAUAAGGCGUCUGUCACUUGGUCGGCUGGGCAAAGUCAUUACUGUUGUCCUGCUACAGAAAGAUACAAAUCUCCCCUCUUUACGAUUCCAUUUCUUCUGUUCCUUCGUUCACACUUCCUUCUGUUUCUUUCGGUGGUAGACGCUGGCAUGCCCUGCUGUCUGAAUGCGAAGACUUUUUUUUACCAGGGAGGAAAUGAAUGCAUUGCAGCUGGUGGCUACGAAGCCACCCUUCGCACUGAACAGAAGCAUACCCUCAUAUCGUUGCACGACGUUUCUUCGUCUCACUGACAUUC
Toxoplasma gondii ME49 is the source of this 3886-nucleotide messenger RNA. RefSeq lists its product as hypothetical. The transcript is spliced from 2 exons. The record is from RefSeq and is a predicted model, not a curated record. Bases 1 to 3249 code for a protein of 1082 amino acids. NCBI's taxonomy places the organism in Eukaryota, Apicomplexa, Conoidasida, Eucoccidiorida, Sarcocystidae.